Molecule: messenger RNA, 666 nt
Organism: Cherax quadricarinatus
Lineage: Eukaryota; Metazoa; Arthropoda; Malacostraca; Decapoda; Parastacidae
Source: RefSeq, a predicted model, not a curated record
AGGGACCUGACCUCCCUGAGGCUCGUUAUAUUAAGAGUGCCUCGGGACGCUUGUUAGUUGUAGUACCAGUUGGUCCCUGGCAGGAUGGCUCCGACUACACUCCCAUUCUUCUGCGAUUUAUGUGUCUGGGGUCCUGUGUAGGUAUUAAUCAAAGACCCAUUGCCAUCAUUCUCACCCUUGAGAACAGCUCUGGAAAAGAAUGUGGAAGGAAGGUCAUCGAUGUAAAAGUGUGUGCUUGUCCUACUCAAGAUUUGAAAACUGACGAGCAAGCUAUAUUGUACAAAGGUGGUAAACGGAAAGCCUCAGUCUUGCAACAGGAAAAAGUACCACUUGUGACCAGGAAGAAACCUAGGGCAGUCGACCCCAAAACUGAGCCACAAGAAGAAGAUAAGAUGUUUUCAAUUCCUGUACGUGGCCGGAAACUGUACAACUUCCUCAUGGAUAUGAAGGCUGUAUACUACUUCAACCAUCCAGAAUAUGCUGCAAAAUACCAUGAUGACGAUAUUAGGAGUUCAACAAUAGAGAUGUGUGGAGAAAAACAGAAGGAAAUAUGCGAUGACAACUGCAACAUAGAGGAGGUUGAGAUGAACCCCUGGGACUCUGAUGGGUAUUCUCCGCACUGCCUUGUAUAUGAUGAUACUCACAGUGAUUCAUUUAAUUUGUCAA